This is a messenger RNA of Morone saxatilis (striped sea-bass), 4866 nucleotides long. RefSeq names its product microtubule-associated protein 1Sa (gene map1sa). The transcript has 6 exons. NCBI's taxonomy places the organism in Eukaryota, Metazoa, Chordata, Actinopteri, Moronidae. Bases 1 to 3906 code for a protein of 1301 amino acids. Gene Ontology annotation, molecular function: microtubule binding; actin binding. The record is from RefSeq and is a predicted model, not a curated record. Gene Ontology annotation, cellular component: microtubule associated complex; cytosol; microtubule. Gene Ontology annotation, biological process: microtubule cytoskeleton organization; axonogenesis; dendrite development.
AUGUGUGUUUCAGGAGUGCGUUGUUGGCCUGUAGAUCUGGAUGUUUCCGUUCUGGAUCAGCAGCUCAAACUGUUUGUAUCCAGACACUCAGCCUUCCUGUCAGAACACGUCCCCGGUCAGCGGACUCUGCAGCACCGCGGAGACGUUCUGGAUACUCAGGUUGUGGUGAAUCCAGCUCAGGACUUUGUCUGCUCCGAGGUCCGGCGGCUGAUCUGCGAUUCGUCCCGACACAAACUGCUGGUUCUGGCUGGUCAGUGUGUGGAAGACAGCGGAGACAUUGUGCUACAGAAAGGCUGCUUCUCCCUCAACCACUUCAUCCACAUAUUCGCUGAUGAGGAGGUCGGAGAGUUGUUGAGCUCUGCAGACCCGGCGAUGAAGGCCAGCCUCACCCUCAGCUGUCCUAACUAUGGCCUUUGGAAGGACUCUGUGCUGGAGAAACACAACCUGCAGGACUUCAUAAACAUCCGGAUAAACCCCCUCCCUGUCUUCCCAGAAAUGGAAGGUCUGCAGGAGUUCACCGAGUACCUAUCCGAGGCUCUGGAGCCCGAGUCGCCCUUCGCCCUCCUGGAGCCCCCGAGCACCGUGGGAUUCCUGAAGCUCUCGCGGCCCUGCUGCUACAUCUUCCCUGGCGGGAGGGGAGACUCCGCCUUCUUUGCUGUUAACGGUUUUAACGUCCUGGUGAACGGCGGCUCUGAUCCCCGCUCCUGCUUCUGGAAACUAGUUCGACACCUGGACAGAAUCGAUUCAGUGCUCCUGACUCACAUUGGCGUGGACAAUCUGCCCGGGCUCAACAGUCUGCUGCUGAGGAAAGUAGCUGAGCAGGAAGAAGAGUCUGCUGGAUCUCAGAUGGAAGAGGAGUGGAUGAAGAACCUCAUCUCCCCUGAGAUUGGGGUGGUCUUCCUCAAUGCUCCUGACAGACUGAAGUCUAUACAGGGAGACCCCAGCGAGCUGCGGAGUUGUGACCAGGUGGCAAUCACUCUGCAGCACUUACAAAGACUGGCAAUCAAACCCGAACCUAUCAGCCGGUCUAAUGGACCCACUAUAGAACCGGUGAUCUUGUUUCAAAAGAUGGGAGUUGGCCGUCUGGAGCUGUACACUCUGAAUCCGGUCAGCGGCAGCAAAAACCUUGAAGCUUUAAUGCAGGUUUGGCCAAACAACGGGUCAAAUGUAAAGGGCUCAGAUCUUCCACUACCAUGCCUUGUUUCCAUUUGUGCUUUGCUGGUCUGGCAUCCUUCCAGUCCUCAAGAGAAGAUCAUCCGUGUCCUCUUCCCAGGGUGCACACCACAAACCAAAAUUCUGGAUGGACUUGAAAAACUCAAACAUCUGGAUUUCCUCAAACAUCCUGUUGUGUGUUUGAAGGACCUAGAAACACCCAAAACAGAGAAACAGCCUAAAAGAGCAGAGAGUCGUGAAAGCCUUAAGUCCCUGUCUAAGGACUUCAGACCCAGUAGUGCCUUGCAGAAAGACAAGCCUGGACGAGUAGACGUCAAAAAACAGGAGGUGAAAACGAAGCCAAAGGCAGCAGGAGACACAGCACCUAAAGAAAAGAAGGAUGGGGAAGAGAAGCCCAAACUAAAGGAGGCGGAUACGAAAUCAAAGCCACCUAAACCUACCGAAAAGCUUGUUCCAAAGAAAGAUGUGUCAAAAGAAGAGAAAAAGGAAGUGAAAAAGAAGGACGAUAAGGCCCCUGCUGCUUUUGUAAAGAAAGAAGAGAGCGGAGAGAAAAAGAAAGAGGUGGUAAAGAAGGAAACUCUAAGUACAAAACCAAAGAAAGACAUUAAACCUGAACCAAAAAAAGACGGCAAGAAGGAUGUAAAAACAGAGGAGAAGAAAUCCACAAAGCUAGCAGUUAAAGAAAUGAAGAAAGCAACAAGUGUAGCUUCAAGUGCAGCAUCUACGGCAAGUACAGAACUGAGAAAAACUUUGGGGAAGAGUGGGGCUCUAAAGAAAGACGGCACUCUUCCAAAGAAAGACACUUUGAAUAAAGGGACAAAAGGAAAACCAGGUUCAAAGGAGCAGGAAAAUCAGAAGGAGGCAGAUCACUCCAAGGUGUCGACACCUGAAGACAUGACGGCUGAAUUCGAAGAACUUCGAUUGGAAGAUGACAAUGGGAACAGAGCCCAAAACUCAAAGGUUACUACAGUCGUCAAGCCUGAUGCAGCAAAGACCAAUAAGAACCAGACCUCAACAAUAGAGAGUCCAGAGAAGUUUCGCUCUAUGGACAUGGACCAGGACUUGUCCUCCACCACCUCACCUUUUGCCAAGACUCCAAAGGGUGAUCUCACUCUGACUGAACACCAGCCAGUCAGGGGCUCCUUGAAGAACGGACCAGAUGAUGUCUGUGCGAGCUCAGCGCAAAAGACUCUGGAGUUGGUCUCCCCAGAAGCAGACAUUCAGGCUUUAGGAGAGGACAGCAGCCUUGGGGUGAAAGGAUCAAGUCUGGGCCUUGAGGAUUACAACCAGGGAGGUUCUUGUAGGACCUCUGACGUGAGCUCCCUGAGGGAAGGUCUAGAAAACUCCACUUCCUCUCAGGACAAGCAGUCCAGUCUUUUUACACUCAGUCCUUUCAAAGACAUUAUGCCAGACUCCUCAUCCACCGUGACCUCCCUGCCGGCUGAGGUUGGCUCUCCACACUCCACAGAGGUUGAUGAAUCCCUGUCUUUUUCUUUAGAGCAAAUGCAACCCCCUACUGCAGCAUCACCCAAAGGACCCAUGAGAGACAGAGUCUACUCCAACGGACACAUUAGUGACUCAGACUCCAACAGUGGGAUGGCCUUACCUCUGAGAUCAAACCAUAAUGGGCGUUGUGGAAAUGGAUCAGAGGAACACAUCCACGGGAUGUCAGAGCUCAUCUCAGAUGUUCCACAUGAUGUCGAUCUCUGCUUGGUAUCACCUUGUGAGUUCCAGCAUCCCAAGACUCCAGAGAACCACCAGCAGAACGUUAGCCCCGGCCUCGCUAUCAGUAGCUCGCCCAACCUCUCUGAAAACAACAACUAUUCACAGGAUCAAAGCAGCAGCGACUGCCCUUCAGCUUACAGCCAGGAGACUCCGCCCACAUCAGUUAGUGAGUCCCUCCCGACGGCCACAGACUCUGAUGUGCCCCCUAAUACAGAGGACUGUCCUUCUAUCACGGCAGACAUCGACUCUGAUGAUGAUUCCAGCAGUCUUUUCCUGCCCAGUCAACCACAAGAUCAUCCCAGUCAACACUACUCCCUCAUGGGAGGGCAGCUUUCCUCCCAUGACCCGCCACCAGCCCCGGUCAAGGAUUUGCCCCCAUUACCACCCCAGCCUGGAGCCUGCAUGGCCGACUCAGAGGCUGACCGUUCAAGCAAGAACCUGAAGAAUUCAGCUGCCAAGACCAAGAAACAAACAGGUACACUACAGAAGUCUGGAAGUACCGCAGCCCCAAACGGAAAGACCAAGGUCACCAGCUCUACGGGGUCACUAAAGAUGACCUCCAGCCUAGACACAAAGCCAUCAACCCGAAAUUCACUUGGAGGGUCCAGAAUUGGAACCACAAGACCUUCAUCCUCAGUGUCCAAAGCUGCAGGUUCUGAGGGUUCUGCCGUCUACGUGGACCUGGCCUAUCUGCCGUCUGGCUGCGCCUCCUCCACCGUGGACCUGGAGUUUUUCAGACGUCUCCGCUCUUCACAUUACAUCGUCAGCGGAGACGAUCCAGUGAAGGAGGCAGCGAUGAGGAGCAUCCUGGACGCUCUGCUGGAGGGGAAGAGCAGCUGGCCGGAGGUCCAGGUGACUUUGAUCCCAACCUUUGAUUCGCUGGCAAUGCACGAGUGGUACCAGGAGACCCAUGACAGGCAGAGGGAGCUGUCGAUCACCGUGCUGGGCAGCAACAGCACCGUUGCCAUGCAAGAGGAGACCUUCCCUGCUUGCAAGGUCGAGUUCUGAGCCCCCGGAAGCUCCGCCCACCUCACCUGUGACCUCCGCGCAGGUGGACGAGGAGAGCAGCCUUUUGUUGUUGCCAUGGUUACAGACAAACAAUAGGAUGAGAAAGCCCCGCCCACUUUAAGUGGAAUCAUUUUAGUGAGCAUGCUCAGUUGAGACAGGAAGUCCAGUUAAAGGUUGAAUAAGUUUCCUUUACAUUUCCUGCACCUGUUUUACAUCACUGCACGGUUACCACCUGUCACUUCCUGUCACUUCCUGUCACUGCUGGAUCAGGACUUUCAGCAGGAUGCUGCAUAUUAACACUAUGUCCCAAAUUAAUUCAAUUUAUUUAAUUACAUCUUAUAAAUGUUAAUAAUUCAUUAAGAACAAGCACAGAUACAGUAUAGACGGUAUAGCAUUAUGUUAGUUAAUGUUAACUAAUGUUAGCUUAUGUUAGCACUGUUGCUACGAGCACAGCUGUCAGUGUUCAGUCUGAAGAUCUCUGCAUUCUUCACAUGAAGACAUUUUAUCUUUUAAUUUUAUUAACUCAUAACAGAAGUUAUCUGACUUUCUAAAACAGCAGGAGACUGAACUCAUUGUUGUUAUUUACAGGGACAAUAUGAGAUUUGGUUUUACGAGACAAGAUCUUUAUUUUUACUUAAUAUUUACACUCUUUAUCCCACAAUUUCUGCUCGUAGCUACGAGAUCUUUAUCUUUUAUCAGAUAACUAUUAGUUUUCUUUCAUGAUCAGGAGGUCUUUGAGUUGUAAUUACACAUUGUUCUUUAUUUUGUAAUUAUGAAAUCUUUCUUCCUUAUCAGUCUGUUUAAUGUGUAACUCGCCGAUGACCACACGGAGCUCAGACAUUAUGUUUACAGAUAACUUUAGUCCUAUCUGACUGGAAUAACAGGCUUCAUUUAGACAUAGAUGAGUGGUAUAAAUAAUGCUAGCGCUGCCCCCCAAAGAUAUUCCUAGUGGACUAUCAG